Messenger RNA from Aspergillus wentii DTO 134E9, 1278 nucleotides. RefSeq lists its product as uncharacterized. Gene Ontology annotation, molecular function: protein binding. Bases 82 to 1278 code for a protein of 398 amino acids. NCBI's taxonomy places the organism in Eukaryota, Fungi, Ascomycota, Eurotiomycetes, Eurotiales, Aspergillaceae. The transcript has 2 exons. The record is from RefSeq and is a predicted model, not a curated record.
GUAGCAGUCAGCCUGAUUUUUCAACCUCACACACAAAUUGAAAAGCGAGAUGCAAUAGCAGAAGCUGCUAAUUUGCUCGGAAUGGAUGAGGAUGCGAUGCAUAUGGCGCACUUUCAGUACCAGCCAUACGAAUAUGAACCCCUCAACGAACCAAAUUCGAUCCGGGUUGUAUCGCCACUUGACGACACUCUCAACCCGGUCAAGCCAACCAUCUUCGGCCAGCCGUUGAUACAGCUUUGUCUCGAUGCCAUUGAGUUGAACGAGAAUAGAGACUUCGAGGCAUUACCGAAAAUGCCGCACUCGCCAUUCGUUGACAAACCGGGGCAAGACACAACUUACAGCCCAGAGCUCAAUCGAUGCCCGAUUGCCGUCAACGGGCGUCUUCUUUUUGUCGGCCAGAAUGUUUACGAUUUCCUGCGUCACUUCCCGUGGACGGGCGCAGAAGAGCCGGACGUGGACCUUGAACGAACCCCGGAACUCGAAAGGACCGCUUUGAUGACAGCCGCGCAGGACGGAGAGCUGGAUGAGGUUCAAUCGCUUCUGCUGAAAGGGGCCAGUGUCCAUGCUGUCGACGCCAAUGGGCAAACGGCGCUGCACCGUGCAGCUUUUGGGGGGGGGGCAUUACAAAAUUGCGAAGCUGUUGGUCAGGGCGGGUGCCGAUGUAAACAAGGCGGACCGCACUGGAAAAAUCCCAUCCGGAACUGCGUGGAUUCAGGAAAGGCGCCCGACCUACAGCAUGCUGAAAGGCAGAGGUUGGAACCGCUCGGCUCGCCCAAGAACCAGUGGAUAUGGAUCGAGGAAAUCUGCUGCAGCCCAGCUGAGAUCAAAAGCAACGAUUAUGGCGUCCCCGGACACACUAUCUUGGAACACGCAAAGAGCAGCCUGAUCUGGAUUGGUGUGGAAGAUGAGCAUACGGCAUUUGUUCACCAGGCCGUGGAACACUUUCGUGUUAAUCAUACAUUCGUACUCAACGACACGAUCGUGAAGGUAUGGGAGGAGCAAGGCGCGCAAUACAAGAAGACCAAUAGAAUCCCCAAGUUUGACCAGUGGCCGGUUGGAGAGAAAGCCGUUGCUAUUCGGCAAUAUUGGGCAUUGUUCUUUCUUCACCAAAGAUCAUGGUUUUCCCUUUCCGAUCUCGAACCCGAGAGAAAUUUUAUGAAUAUGUUCGCCAAGAGCAUCAAACUGGUCUGUGGCAAAUAUGUAUUCGAUUUCUCAGACUUUGGUGGCCUAUGUAACUAUCACCCGGCAACAUUCAACCGAGGACAAGAGGAGCAAUAA